GGGCUGAAUCCCUCGACGGAUUCCUAGCGGCGUGCAAUCUGUCCCUGACGCCAUGGUGUGGAUGGAUUGAUUGCCGCUGGUAUGAGAGCGGAAGAGUGUGGAGUGGGCAAGGUUUGUUUCUAGGCGCGCUGAUGAUACUGGUGUAAAUCCCGCCCAGGUCGGUCUCUUCUUCAUUCUUCCAACUACCUACGUCGACCGCGUCGCCACCGGUACACCUUUUUGCUCUGUCGAGCUGUCCAUUCCUUUGUCCAAAUCUCCCUUUAUCUUCUUGUCGCUGCUUCAUCCCCACUUUACCACUUGAUACCCACUAGUAUUCUUGAAACGCCAACCGUAGCCAUGCCCGGACUGCUCACGCGAUCAAAGUCCCUAAGGUUUCUAAAGGGCAGCCGCAAGGAGCAGGAACAUGAAUAUUCCAUGCCGCCCCCGAACGCGCCUCAAACAGACCUUGACAGAUACACCUCGGCUACCCAAAUCCCAAGACCAGAAAGCAAAUUGGAAACCCAGGAUCUGAUGGUACGGCCGAGCACGUCAGGUGGGACCGAAGACCGCGCAACAAUGUUCUACACGAAGAAAACAAAUACUUCCACAUCUGCAGAUUCGCAGGACCAAGUCCAAGCCUUCAUUCCUCCCACCAAUUCGACCACAGUACUCUACACCGCAGAAGUCACAGAGGAGCAGGGAAUUAUUGGAAUUGCUUUGGGCUCUCCCACGGUGGGUUCGCACUGGAACACAACACCUCAGGCCUCAUGCUUGGAGUUGGAUUCGCAUGGUAAAGACACUCAAAUGGCAACCCUCCAUUCAAACGGCUCUGUAGCUAGCCGCCAGGAACCCGCCAAGGCCAAGAUCAGCCGAUGGAAAUCAUUGUUCAGAAAAGCGGCACCGCCACCGCAGGAGAAGCCUGCUUUCUAUCAGCUGGCACAAACUGUGACGGCUGGGCCUCGCGCAGACAGUCCCCAGGACAAGCAUUCAUUGGAGUCGCCUGUAACAUUAAAGCAAGAGAAGGGAACGUCGCGCACCGCUUCGCCUCUCACCUAUAAGCCGGAUAUCAGAGCCUCUCGCAAAGCAGGCGAAGAUGAUUUCAUCGCUCCUCGGUCACCACCGGAGCCAUCUAUGAAAAGAGGUCGCGCGGUAACUCUUGGGGUUGCUGCGUUCAACCCCCAAUCAACGGCGACAAUUCAACGGUCCAAUACAACACCCAAUCUUCCCAGGAAUAUGCCAGACAAGCCUCCCAAUGUACCGCAAGUGGUGGUCUCAAAGAGCGCGAGCAAUGCAUCAGUUCCUGCAUCUGAAGGGGGACUCCUCGACAUUAGCAUUCCUGAUAUCACAAUGGAAAGGUACAGUGUCAUGUUUGGCAACCUGCUUCAAUCGAAUUCGAACCGGUCGUCCUCACUUCUGGCGAGAAGAAAUGGGAAUGCUGAAAAGCUCAAACCGCUGAAUGGGCUAUUCGUUAAAGGCGAACAUGAGAGCCCCAUGGACUACAAACUCCAGCGCAGGGCAACAUCACCCACAUUUCCGUCUCCAUCGCCAAGACUAUCCCUCUUUCCGUCCACAAAUCCCGCUCGCGCACCCUCACCACACUUGACAUCCGCAAACCGCGCAACGAAAGCACUCCAGCGAUCGAGGACGGCACCAGCUAAAUCACCACUUAGACAACCUCUUGUUCCGACCACGGAGGAGAAACCAACGAAAUCCGACUUGGCGACGCUCAGACCGACAGCAUCGCCAUUGCAACCCGUCUUUACGCCAACUUCAGUCGAAAGCUUCGAGUCGGACGCGGAAUCCAUCACCAUCUUAGUAGGGCACUCCCAAUCCCAGCCGUUGAAAUUUCAUCUCGACGAACGGGAACCGGAAUGGGAGAUGUACCCGAAACCAAAACCACUGGCGAUUUCCAAGCGUGACAAUACGGCCUCUGGCGCUACGCCUCUGUUGAUCAAGGCGGCAUCAACAACGAAUCUAGCACGUACAGCCUCGCAACGCCAACCAAAAGUCACAAAGAUGAGCGCUUUGUCAUCCCAUCCCUCUGAAUCUUCCAGUCCGCCGCCGGGUGCUAGUCGAGCAGACGUGGUUAGACGCAACGAGAAACGUACUGAAAGUGAGACUCGCGGGGAUGGAGCGACGGCGCCAAAGGCUAUGGUUGGAGUUGCAAGAUCGAUUAGUGUAUCCAGGGCAAACAGCCCCCGAGCGCUGGUCCAAACGACGCUAGAUGUUGCGAGUCCCAAUACCGAGCGGUUGGUGGCAAGACAAGUGCUCACGCCUACGAUGGUGGACGUCAAGAACCGGAGAAGCCACAGGGUGCAGCUCGUGGACGCCUAGGCCGUCUUUUCUUUUCCCUCCACCCACGACUUUGAUUCUUUUCGUGUUGAUUACUUUUACACCUUCUUUGUUAGCGACUGGGGCCCAGCUUGGAGUCUGGUUUUGGAAAGCGCCCUUUUUUUUUCUUGGUGUUGUCGGUGUUGGAGAUGCAUCGGGCGUCCUGAUACAACGCGAGUUGCAGCGUUGAGCGUUGGAUCAUGCCGUCUUCCUUAGGCUAGGGUGUUCUGCUGGAUGGAUUAUAUAUCUUCGGAGAUUGCUCUUCUCGUAUGUUUGGGACAUGAUCUUGUCACCGCAGAGCGGUACGCAUGAAAUUGAGUUGGGAAGGAAGGAAGAUACCAUGUUUUUGGAGCUAGGCGAAGUGCAGAUGCACCCAUUAUCCCUUGACGGCUCAUACAAGCUCAAUUAAGCUUCCCUUUUGCCUGUGCU
Messenger RNA from Cucurbitaria berberidis CBS 394.84, 2739 nucleotides. RefSeq lists its product as uncharacterized. The record is from RefSeq and is a predicted model, not a curated record. The transcript is spliced from 2 exons. Bases 337 to 2313 code for a protein of 658 amino acids. Lineage: Eukaryota; Fungi; Ascomycota; Dothideomycetes; Pleosporales; Cucurbitariaceae.